AUGUCACCACCAAGCCUCACGAUUGUUUUUCUGCUUAUAUCUGCUACAUUCGCUGCUUCACCAUACUGCACGCCUUCUGAUGCUUGCUGGCCCUCGGUUACAGUUUGGCAACAAUUCAACUCGUCAAUCAGUGGACGUUUGAUUCAGGUCACUCCAUGGGCUUCUCCCUGUUUUGCCAUCCCAGGGCCGAUGAACCAAGCUGCUUGCAAGAGUAUCGUUGCCGGUUACUUGGAUGAUUUUACAAGAGCUAAUCAAUGUGGUGCCUAUGAAAAUUUGAAUUCCGAGUACUGUGGCAAUCUCGAGUGUUCGUUGAAUUAUCUUGCCCCAUACGUGACGAUUGGACGAACAUGCUCUUUGGGACGUAUUCCUCCAUAUGCAGUCAACGUGCAACAAGACUCGGAUGUUCAAGCUGCUAUCGCAUUUGCUAAAUUGUACAACAUCAAAUUGGUCGUGAAAAAUACCGGCCACGACUACCUUGGAAGAAGCUCAGCGCCGGACAGUCUCAUGAUCUGGACUCACAACUUGGUCUCAAUGAGUGUUCAACCUUCCAACAGCAUUUGUGGUGAAUCCCAUCCGACUAUAACUAUCGGUACUGGCGUACAAGCUAAACAAGCCGUAACGUUUGCUGCUAAUGCUGGAUUUGCUCUCGGUGUUGGCCAAUGCGAGUCGGUUGGUACCGCAGGCGGCUGGAGCCAGGGUGGAGGACACGGAACUCUUGCGCCUCUUAUUGGCAUGGGAGCUGACCAAGUAAUGCAAGCCAAGAUUAUUACUGCCGAUGGUACAAUUCGUAUCAUCAACAAGUGCUCUCCUAAUGACAAGGAUCUUUUCUGGGCUAUGCGAGGUGGUGGUGGUGGUACUUGGGGAGUUACAACUGAAAUUGUGAUGAAGGUCAUUCCAGAUAUCGUUGGAAUAUCAGUCGUAUGGGAAUCGAACUUUACUCUUCUAGCCGACCUUGGGUUGAAGGAUACCGUCACAGGGAGUUUCAUUACGAUGCUCGCCACAAGCCAACCCACAUGGGCAAAUAUUAGCUCUGGCGGACAGACGUUUUUCUUCCCAUAUGGAUUCCGUGCGAUUUAUUAUGUGCCAAGCUCCAACCAGGCAUUAGUUAAAAGCGCCUUUGCGUCUUUGCUCAAUUUUCAGCAAAAGUACCCACUUUUGCUUCAGACAUAUACCUCAAAGGUUCAGACAUGGAAUCGAUACGUUGACUUUAUCAGCAAUAUCAUGGACCCUACUGUCGCCUAUGAUCCAAAUGGCUUUUGGUUACGCCCAGCGUCUCGGUUGAUGCCAAAGACUCUCUUCCAAACCAGUGCUGGUAUUGACAAGAUGACGACUGCCAUCAUGAAGGGUGCUGCCGCUGUCAAUGUGGCACUUCAACAAGUCGUCCAAGCUAUCCGACCUUUUUCUUAUGUGAUCUUCUCCACAGGCCCUCUAAAUAAUCCUGAUCUUGGCAACACUACAGCUGUAAAUCCUGCCUGGAGAAACUCUUACUGGCAUGUUAUUUAUGGAACUGGUUUGCCUCAAGGAUUCCCUCUCGCUGUACGAAACAAUAUGGCGCAAGCGGCUGAUAAUGGCGCUCAAGCUCUUCGUGACAUUACUCCUGGAUCUGGUGCAUAUAGUAACGAAGGAAGUAUUCUUGAACCUGACUGGCAGAAUUCUUUCUAUGGGUACAACUACCCAACGCUGUUGCGAGUCAAGAACAAAUACGAUCCCGCUGGAAUCUUUACGGUUUGGAAGGGUGUCGGUUGGGUAGCAGGUGCUGAAAACACUGACCGUUGCUAUGCUAAUGCAUGA
This is a messenger RNA of Synchytrium microbalum, 1791 nucleotides long. RefSeq lists its product as uncharacterized. Gene Ontology annotation, molecular function: FAD binding; oxidoreductase activity. NCBI's taxonomy places the organism in Eukaryota, Fungi, Chytridiomycota, Chytridiomycetes, Synchytriales, Synchytriaceae. The transcript is spliced from 12 exons. Bases 1 to 1791 code for a protein of 596 amino acids. The record is from RefSeq and is a predicted model, not a curated record.